This is a messenger RNA of Diorhabda sublineata, 3732 nucleotides long. Its product is annotated as casein kinase I-like. Gene Ontology annotation, biological process: peptidyl-serine phosphorylation; signal transduction; endocytosis. The coding region runs from base 522 to 1835 and encodes 437 amino acids. Gene Ontology annotation, cellular component: plasma membrane; nucleus; cytoplasm. NCBI's taxonomy places the organism in Eukaryota, Metazoa, Arthropoda, Insecta, Coleoptera, Chrysomelidae. The record is from RefSeq and is a predicted model, not a curated record. The transcript has 3 exons. Gene Ontology annotation, molecular function: ATP binding; protein serine/threonine kinase activity.
AUAUAUCAUAUCAAAUUUAUAGGUUAAGAAGGGAAGGUGGUGUCAUAUAUUUGAGUUUUUAGAACUACAAAACAAAGUGAACAGUGCAAAAAUAUUUCAAGAUUUAUCCGUGUUUAAAUAUUAAGUUUGGUCCUAGUGAUAGUCAACUCAGUUUUACUAGUAGAUAGAACGAUUUAAUAAUUUAUCAUUGGAAUACUUCUACAUCCUCCUGUUGUAUGAAUGUCAAUUUUUAUUUUAAGAAUAAGGAUACUGAGAAUUUCUAUGAAUUUGAUAGGAAACUGUCAAUACUGCUAUUUUGCUUAGGUUGAAAGCUAUCCGGCCUCGCAUCGUUUUGCUGCUAGUUGCGACUUAUAUGUAAUGGUUUUCCCAGUGGUUUUCCAGAUCUAUAUGAAAAACCAACAUUAAUAUAUCUGUGAUAAUUUAAAAUGUGAUUGGGAGCUUCUCAAAAGAAUUCACGUUAUACUUACACGCGUAUUUAAUUAAAUGGUCUCAUUAAAUUAACAAUUAACGACGGUCUCAAAAUGGAUAAAGGAGAUCACAAACAGAAAAAUUCCAAACGUCACACGGACGCGCAAGUGAACCGCCAUAAUAUUAACGUAAAUUCCAGCUCGGGAGUUUUGAUGGUCGGACCCAAUUAUCGAGUCGGUAAGAAGAUCGGCUGUGGUAAUUUUGGUGAAUUGAGGUUAGGUAAAAAUUUAUAUAAUAACGAACAUGUCGCCAUUAAAAUGGAACCGAUGAAGUCGAAAGCGCCGCAACUUCAUUUAGAAUAUAGAUUUUAUAAACUAUUAGGUAUACACGAAGGUAUACCAGAUGUUUAUUAUUUCGGACCUUGCGGUAAAUAUAACGCUCUAGUUAUGGAACUACUCGGACCUAGUUUGGAAGACUUGUUUGACAUGUGUGAUCGAAAGUUUUCUUUAAAGACUGUGCUCAUGAUCGCAAUUCAGUUGCUCCAUCGUAUAGAAUACGUUCAUUCUAGACAUCUUAUUUAUAGAGAUAUAAAACCGGAAAACUUCCUUAUCGGAAGAAGUAGUACUAAAAAAGAAAAAAUCAUCCACAUCAUAGAUUUUGGUUUAGCCAAGGAAUAUAUCGAACACGAAACGAAUAAACACAUACCAUACAGAGAGCACAAGUCUCUAACAGGUACCGCUAGAUACAUGUCGAUAAAUACUCAUUUAGGUAAAGAGCAAUCGAGACGAGACGAUCUUGAAGCGUUGGGACAUAUGUUUAUGUACUUUUUAAGAGGCUCCCUACCUUGGCAAGGUUUAAAAGCGGACACUUUGAAAGAAAGGUAUCAAAAAAUAGGAGAUACGAAACGUGCCACUCCGAUUUUUCUCCUGUGCGAAGGCCAUCCCGAAGAAAUGAGAAUAUAUCUGGAUUACGUGAGGAAAUUAGACUUUUUCGAAACUCCCGAUUAUGAAUAUCUGAGGGAACUAUUCGUUUCUUUAUUUAAUAAAAAAGGUUACGUCGACGAUGGAGAAUUCGAUUGGUCGGGGAAAAUAAUGAGCACCCCGAUAGGUACACUCCAAAGUAAUAAUAGUAAUAAUCAAAAAGUGGUCGUGUCGCCUAACAGAGAUAGGCAAGUUCAACACAAGACAAAUAAAACUGGUUGGCCGGAAACUUCGAAACAAAGCAAUUUAACGAAACUAGCACCGGUAGACUGUCACGGAUCGGUCCAGGUUGUGAGCUCCACCAACGGAGAAUUGAACACUGAUGAUCCUACUGCAGGUCACAGCAACGCACCCAUCACGCAAGCGCACGAAGUCGAAACCGUAGACGAAACAAAAUGUUGUGGAUUCUUCAAACGGAAGAAGAAAAAAGUCGUUCGAUCCAAAUGACUACAGUACAGUGAAACAGAUCAGCAGCUAGUACUAUUGUCGUCUAGGCGUAGCAACGCUACGUUGAACUGAGAUUCUCGUAUGAACGACCAACGUCAAAUUGUUAAUUAAAAUAUUUAUAGUAGAUAAGAAUAGUCCUGAUUAAACUUAAGAUUAAGUCCUAUCAUAUCUCCGUGAGGUUUUGUUUGGGGGCCUUACUCGCGCCAACAUUAAAAAAAACGAUCUAUUUAGUAUUAUUUUUAUAAUUUUCCAUAUCAACGCUUAACCCUUAAUUUGGCAACGAUCUAAUUUAUUGAUUAAACAAAAUUUUUUUUUAAAUUGUUCCUUAAGGUCUAAAUAAACUAAUUGGGUUCAUUUUUUGAUGAGAUAUGCAAGAUGUAUCUUGCCAAAUAAGCUGGUUUAAGGCUGGCGGCAAAAGUAAUGGAAACAACAAUCGACUGGUCGAUCAUUGUCUCAUCCUUUGACACUUCUGGAGCUUGUGAUGCAUCCUCUGCAUCAAAACGUUCCUUAACGUAUAUAUCUAAAACUUUUCUCGCUGCCUGAAGUAAUACAUCUUCACUCUCCAAAUUUUCUUCAUUCUCCCUCAUCUCCAGAGUCCGCCUUUGGCUUGGAAAGUGGAAAGAAUCAUAAGUAAUGUUCAAACCAUUAGCCGAAUUGGCAUCCUACAGGAUACAGAUGGUAAAACGUAAUUUUCUAGGUCAAUAUCAAUUGAAUUGAUUCAGUUUUUGUUCAAACAGAUGUUUACAUGUCAAUACAGGUGAAUAAUAAUUUAAAAAAGCUGAAUUCAGAUGAUAAAUAAUAGUAAAUUGGCUGAAAACUUACCAAUUACUUUAAUUAAACAAAAAAUACAUCAUGUAUUUAUUGGCAUGGAUUAAAAGAGAAAAAGAAACAAAAUUUUACUUUUUAAACACGACAUUGUUUAAAUGACGGCACUCCUCAAAACGUUUACGUACAACUUUUUAAAAAAGCGGUCGAGGAAUCUUAAAUCUGUCAAAUUUCGUGGUUUAUUCUCGUAGACCACGCUCUUAAGAUAACUCCACAAUAAAAAAUCGGGUGGGGUCGAGUCAGACCUCCGAGGUGGCCAUUUAAUAUCACCUCUUCGUGAAAUCAUCUUUUCUGGGAACAUUUCGUGCAAUGCAGCUAAUGUUAGUGGCGUGCAAUGUGGCCCCAUCCUGUUGGAACCAUGUCAGCCGGUUUUAAAGAUUAAUUUGUUGCAGUUGCAGAAGUUACAGUAAUUUCUAUCUUCAUACAAGUAAGGCCCAGGACUUUUGGGCUAUACAACGGGUGUUUUUGUAAAGUCUGUGGAUUCUUUUCUUACUAAAAACUACUAUUUUGGUUAGGAUUUACUCAUCGAUCCAAAUGAAAAUGUGCCUCAUCACUGAAGAACACGUUAAACAUUGCAUUCACAAAUUUCAAUCUUAUAACUUAAUCAUUUUCAUGCAGAGCUUGCACAAUCUCAAUUUUAUAGACGUUUAGGUGUAAAUCAGAUUAUGAGGUGAAUUGUCGGAUAAUCCCACGCUUUCUGACGGUGAAUCGAGGCUGCAGAAUCUGCUACUGACUGAAUGUUUCCGGGCGGUCUCGCAUUUCUUGGACGGCAGUGAUAAAUUUCCUCAAUAGUGUUUCCAGUAUUACUGGACGUCUAGAUCCAAGCUAAAAUUGUUGCAUGUUGCAUUUUCCGCAAUGUUGAACCGUCGAACUCGAAUAAGUGUAUUAGUGUACGGCGUGAUCGCGCUAGUAAACUACCCCCAACGCGUCUGCUUCCCAUUCACUCUUGAAAUAGUUGGAUCGUCUUGAGACACCCUGACAACGUAUACUAAUUGAUUUAAGAAAAACCUCAGAGGUCCAUUGAAGUAAAAACUUCAAAAUUUCAGUCUGUGACAGAGAUAGAAGAAAAUAA